AUGGACGAAGAAAGUAACUCGGCCACUGCUUCAACCGUAGGCCGCAACCCACACUCAGACUCAGAACAAAAAGAAGUAGAAACUCAACCACAGCCGAAACCCGUCGCAAAUCCCAACGAUGAAUUUCCCGACGGCGGUCUCCAAGCUUGGCUUCAAGUUCUGGGAGGAUGGGUUGUCCUCGCUGCCAAUUGGGGACUGGUCAACACAUUCGGCGUAUAUCAGACGUACUACCAAACGGAAAUGCUGUCAUCGUACUCAGCUUCAAGUAUCUCAUGGAUAGGAUCUCUACAAGCCUGCCUCCUCUUUCUAGCAGGAUUAGCGGCUGGUCCCUUAUUCGACGGAGGCUACUUCAAAGCAACCCUGACGACCGGCUUAUUCAUGAUCGUCUUUGGCAUGUUCAUGACAUCCAUCAGCAAGACGUACUGGCAAGUCCUGUUGGCGCAGGGAAUCUGCAUCGGAAUAGGCAUGGGGUUGACAUUCCUACCAGCCGCGGCUAUCCAGGCGCAGUAUUUCCUCAAGCGUCGAGCUUUUGCAGUUGGUAUUGCUGGAACGGGCUCUCCAGUCGGCGGGAUCAUCUUUCCCAUUAUUUUCAGCAAACUUCACCCACAGGUAGGCUUCGGAUGGGCAACCCGCGUCAUCGCCUUCAUCCUGCUAGGUCUCUCUGUUAUACCCAUCGUCUUUAUGCGCCCUCGACUUCCUCCCCCGCCGCGCGUUCGAUCCAUCGUCGAUAACACCGCGUGGAAGGAUAUUUCGUUCAUGACUUUCACCGUCGGAGCGAUGUUGGUCUUCCUCGUCUUGUACACCGCAUUCUUCUACAUCCAGCUAUUCGACGAGUUGAAUCACCUAUCGAGCAAGAACUUUGCCCCGUACAUGGUAACGUUGCUAAACGUUGGUAGCGUGGUUGGUCGUCUGGCGCCCAUGUAUGUCGGUGACAAGCUUGGGGUUCUGAACAUGACCAUCUUGUGUACACUUGCUUCAGCCCUCUUGGCAUUUGGAUGGAUGGGUAUUGAUAGUCUUGGUGGCAUAGCUGUUUUUACGAUUCUGUAUGGAAUUACCUCUGGUGCCGUGGUGGUGGGUGCUCCGGUGGUGAUUAUGAAGUUGUCGCCGGAUAUGGCGCGCAUGGGCACCCGUCUUGGAAUGGCGUUUACGUUUUCUGCUGUGACGGUUCUGGUGGGAACGCCGAUUGCUGGAGCUAUUCUGGGAGACUUUUCGAGGACGCGGUGGUUGGCGACUAUUGGGUAUUCCGCUGGUGGUUUGGUCUUGGGGGGUGUGAUCAUGAUGGGGACUUGGGUUUCUGUGUUUAAACAAAGGGGGACUUGGAAGAUUUAG
Messenger RNA from Pochonia chlamydosporia 170, 1329 nucleotides. Its product is annotated as major facilitator superfamily transporter protein. The record is from RefSeq and is a predicted model, not a curated record. Gene Ontology annotation, biological process: transmembrane transport. The coding region runs from base 1 to 1329 and encodes 442 amino acids. The transcript has a single exon. Gene Ontology annotation, cellular component: fungal-type vacuole membrane. NCBI's taxonomy places the organism in Eukaryota, Fungi, Ascomycota, Sordariomycetes, Hypocreales, Clavicipitaceae. Gene Ontology annotation, molecular function: transmembrane transporter activity.